Oncorhynchus mykiss (rainbow trout) is the source of this 1885-nucleotide messenger RNA. It is a transcript of the gene ociad1, whose product is annotated as OCIA domain containing 1. The record is from RefSeq and is a predicted model, not a curated record. Gene Ontology annotation, cellular component: endosome. NCBI's taxonomy places the organism in Eukaryota, Metazoa, Chordata, Actinopteri, Salmoniformes, Salmonidae.
ACGUCUACACUCAGGUUUUGCGUAAGGCAAUCGCCUUCUGAUUUCAACAGCUUCCCUGCUUUGAGGCAGAGAGCUUGGAGGUCAUUUUUGAAGUUUCAAUUGUUUCCCCUGUUACACAUGCACAUAACCUCGAAAUAAUGGUGUAGCAAAUUUUUCUCCUCACUUCAAUUUAUUUUCUAGUCAUGUCACAAACGUCAAUGGGAUUCACUGAUCAACAACAACAAGGGGCUCAGAGUCAAGUUGGGGCACCCUACAUUCCCACGGAGGAUGAGAAGAGAGUGUUUCGGGAAUGCAACCAAGAGAGCUUUUGGUACAGAUCCCUUCCAUUAACUGCUGUGGCAGUGUCUGUAGCUCAAGCACUCGUUAUGAAAGGAGUCCUUGCACCCUCACCACGAUUUGGUUCCCUGCCUAAAGUAGCUAUUGCUGGUCUGUUUGGGUACAUUGGAGGGAAGAUCUCCUACACAAAGAUAUGUCAGGAGAAGUUCAAAAAUCUGGAGAAUUCCCCAUUGGGUGAAGCUCUAAGACAAGGACAACGUCAUAUCCCUCAACAGUUUGCUCCUCAGAACCCAUCAGAGUUGGGAGAUCCUAACCAGGCUUUUUUUGAACAAGCCUCCCAGUCAGUGGCGGAACCUCGCACCCAAGCAGACUCCUUCAGCUACCCUAGUGACUUCUCCUAUAGUGAUCAGGGUGCUCUGUUGAGCCCUCCCCUCAGUGAGUCUGACCCCACAGGAGCUGCAGCUGAUGUCAACCAACCAGUCCCUCCUUACUUGGAUGAUGAGACUCCCAAAAAGAGACCAACCCUGUACGAGGACCUACGAAGCAGAAACCGUGAGAACUACGAGGUUACCCUGACCCAAAAGGCAGACAUUCUGCUCAAGUCCCCGGCUGAAACACCUGUUCCGAAGAGAGAUGUGAAAAAGAACCAAUAUGGAGAUGCAUGGGACGAGUGAAGAGUCUGCUUCAGGAGCCAGUGAUCAGCUGCUGCACCAGGAGAAGAAGGCAAGAGGGCACAUGUAGUACACACAAGACCUCUGCUUUUUAUGCAAUCAUGCUAUAGAAAUCUGAAAAACACGUUUGACGUUUCCGAAGUGAUAAAUGCAAAAUCAUAUAUUGUCAAAAGGUUAACAUGAAUAGGAGCUUUCUAGAAUUGUCCAAUGCAGUUGAAUGCAGCCAACAAGCUUACCAAUAGCUUGUGUAUCAGUGGAGGCUGCUGAGGGGAGGACUGCUCAUAAUGGCUGGAAUAGAGUCAAUCGAAUGGUAUCAAACACGUCUCCAUUCCAGCCGUUAUACUUCAUUUCCAGCCAUUAUUAUGAGCCAUCCUCCUAUCAGCAGCCUUCGCUGCUAUGUUUCCAUCCCGUCAUUUUAGCAUUGUAACUGGGUCUUAUUCAAAUGUGAAUGUUCAGUAUUACCAGUGAGCUCAUACUAUUUUGAAGGUUUAUCUGUAAGUCAUAAAUGAAUAUAAUUGAAUAUGUCCAUUUGGUGUUAUCUGGACCGUAUCUGGCAUCAGAUUAUUGCGUUGAGGGUGGCAGAUCAGAUUAUAAUGCUAUAUGAUGUAAAAGCAGAAUGUUGAGGGCCUUUUUGAAGACCAUCUUAGCACAGGUGGACAUCUGAAGGUUUAGUUUGGCAGGGUGUUGUCUCAGUAAUAAUGGAUAGGUCCCCUUGUUUUUUCCCAGCAGUGUCAAAAGUAACAUAAAACAAAGGCUGCGUUGACUGAGAUGUCCUCCAGGACCAAGCUUACCCAGAUUCUCUGGUCUGUUGACUUUUCAGCAAGGUGUGGCAGAGACAUAAAAAAAAAUAGCACUGUGUAACACGUAUCUCUUUCCUUCUGUUUGUUUUGUCAAACAACUGUGUUGAUUAUUAAAUCAUAGCCAAAUUGGUUUCGGUG